This is a messenger RNA of Ustilago hordei, 279 nucleotides long. RefSeq lists its product as uncharacterized. The record is from RefSeq and is a predicted model, not a curated record. The coding region runs from base 1 to 279 and encodes 92 amino acids. The transcript has a single exon. Lineage: Eukaryota; Fungi; Basidiomycota; Ustilaginomycetes; Ustilaginales; Ustilaginaceae.
AUGGCAGAAGAGACUGGAACCCAAGCCAGCACAAGCAAGGCCAAAGGAGGUAGAAGGGGCAAAAGGGCUCAACCACAAGCUGAUAAUGAGGCCAUUAACAAGACAGAAGUUGAGGUGCUCAAUGACAACACCAACAAAGGAACUGACUCUGACUCUGACCUCGAUGGUGACAGCAAGCAAUACAACUUCCAUACCCUAGCAAAGCUCCUUGAGCCAGUGCCCAAACUCACAUCACACAACUACUACAGCUGGAGUGCCCACAUCAAGUCCUUUCUCUGA